AUGGAGACGACCCCUCAGAUCGAAGCAGACCGUCGUUUGCUGCAGUUCGAAACUUACGAAGAUUAUCUGGAUUCCUUGGUGACGCCAAGCGAUUUGUGCUAUCUGCAGAGCGUGGGAUCAUCUAGGGUGUUGGCGGAAUUGGGGUACAGAAGCACCGGUGAGACUUUGAGCAGGGAACAGUUCCAGAAGAGAUUGUCCACUGUCGUAGCAUACCUCUUCCCCACGUUCAAACCCUACGAAUUGGCCAGUGAGCGAAUGCCAGCAACUGAUCCUUUGCAGAAGGAGUUGGCUUUAAGAGAACGUGCGAACAGGCUGGGCAUUCUCUCAACGAUAAUUUUCCUUAGAAAUUUUACUGUCGGCGGAUUUGAAGUGUCCGGAUACAUUGAUUAUGGGGAUAGGUUGAAGCACGAGGAUUGGAAACCGUUUUUUAAAGGUAAAAGAAAGAUAUGGCCGAGACCUUCGGAUUUGGGCUACUACCAUUGGAGGAUGGGUCAGAGCAUAUCCAACGAAUCGUUUAAUUACAAGGUUCUCGUGGACCCGAGGCGCGGACUCAUAUUCCAAAACAGAUUCGACAGGAAGACGAUUUGCGUCGAUCCCAAUAUGAUUCCAGGGAGCAACAGUACGAGGAUACGCGUAGAAACGCCUUGCUACGAGCACGUCGUACUCUACGACCACGUCGUGAUCCAACGUAUAUAAACACGAAAAUAUGCCAAAUAUUCAAAAUAAAACAGGGACGAUAACAACUGAAUCUUUAUUUUGUCUAAGAAAGUUCGGGAACAUUUUCUAAACUUCUCAAUGAAUAGAAUCUAUAGGUAAGAGAAUCGGAACGUGUGUAGUAAAUUUAGAGAGCAAACGCGUUUAUUUUUCCGGGAAGUUGUUGAUCACAUGCGGCACUUUUUUUAAUUGGAAUUCAGCAUUCGAUGACACGGUUAUCUGUAAAUAGUAUGUAUGUUUUUAUUUAAUACCACGACCCAUUGCUCCGGUACUUAUAUUUAGUAAGUUGUGCUUUAUAAUUAGAAUAUUGUUAACGUGCGAAUGACAAACGCGUGAGGUUCUCUACGUUCGAAUCUGUGAUUCGCACAACGUACAUACGCGAAAGAACCUACGCGAUUUUCAAAAAUAUCAAAAUUAAUCCACUUGUUGAUUUGGCGCUUCUUCCGGUUUUUCCCAACCGAUAUUAUUUUUCUACGCUCUUGUCCUCUGUUGAUCCCAUGAAGACAAAGCAAGCAAUUUCUAGUAUUGAUAAUCUCUUAUUAAUAUACAUGUUUUAUUCCUAUUCUUGUUCAGGAAUGUUUAUAUCGGCUGAUAUGCACAUAUCCAAGUGAAGGAAAAGAAAGUAGCAAAGUCUGGUAGAUUUGC
Nicrophorus vespilloides is the source of this 1359-nucleotide messenger RNA. RefSeq lists its product as uncharacterized. Lineage: Eukaryota; Metazoa; Arthropoda; Insecta; Coleoptera; Silphidae. Bases 1 to 696 code for a protein of 231 amino acids. The record is from RefSeq and is a predicted model, not a curated record. The transcript has a single exon.